Trichoderma reesei QM6a is the source of this 2355-nucleotide messenger RNA. RefSeq lists its product as uncharacterized. Gene Ontology annotation, biological process: galactose metabolic process. NCBI's taxonomy places the organism in Eukaryota, Fungi, Ascomycota, Sordariomycetes, Hypocreales, Hypocreaceae. The transcript has 7 exons. Gene Ontology annotation, molecular function: nucleic acid binding. The annotation marks the transcript as partial. The record is from RefSeq and is a predicted model, not a curated record.
AUCGCAAUGGCGACAGUCUCUUCUGAUCCACCAAAACGCUCCUUUGCAGAUAUCGCUGCGUCUGUAGCGACAGGAGACUCCACGGGUCCAUCCGCAAGCCGAUCGACAAUGCAGUCAAAGGACCACUCAGCCGCCAGUACAACUUCAGUGGCUGGCAAGCCCACCUCGCCCUCGCCGCAACAGUCUUCGUCGCCGCCAGUCUCAUCCUCGCAGUCGCCUGGCUCGCCAACACAUGCUGCUCCUGGAGAAGAGGUAACCAAGGGUGUGACAAAGAUCGCUGCUGGCAAAUCUGAAGGUGCCAACCACGGGGCCGCCGGAGCCCAAGCUGUCAACUCAUCUGCUGCCGUCCGAUCUUUGGUCUUUAGCCGGGCGAGCGGCUCAGACGAUUCUCAAAAGGCUGAUUCCAGCUCGGAUCUGGGCACCAAACCCCCUAGUCUCGAUGGUAAAAGUAUCACUUCCGGUACCACUUUUGCUCUUGAUGAAAAGGAGUCUCUCCGUCCCGAUGACAGCGCUAGUGUCAAGGCUGCUGCCGAGGAUGACGACUCUUUCUCGAUCCGAGGGUCUCUGAUUGCUGGGUCUCGGAUGAGUUCAGAUUUCGCCGCCAGAACCAGAGGUAUUCAGCUAGGCGAUAUGCCGGAGCGCCAAUUGGUGCAACCAGUGGUCGAAGCCCACGGGCAAGGCAUCCUCACGCCUCAAAGCACAUCGUCUGAGCAGCCUCCUCAGGAUUCCUUGAGGAGCACAGGCGGAUCAUCAGAUGCCUUGAAUGUUAUUUACAGACAAGCUCCCGAUGAUAAACUCCUGGAGGCCCUAGCGGCUCCCAGAGACAGACUUUUCCUGCUGAGAUUGGAGAAGGAUGUCAUUGAUUUCGUACAGGAUUCCAAGGAGCCAUAUAUCGAUCUUCCUCCGUCAAACUCGUUCUGUAGAAUGCUAACUCAUAAGCUGGCUGAUUACUACCACAUGACGCAUUCUUACGAGCGGAAUCUUGGUGCUGUUCGCAUCUUCAGGACGCCCUUUUGCCGAGUACCGCCCUCUUUGGCCACAAUGGUUCCGCAAACCACUGUUGUGGUUAGCAGCACUCCCCCCCCAGCAGUUCUCCCCAGGAAGAUCAUGCGCCGAGGACAGGAUGAGGAGGGCGGUGCCGCUAGCACAGGGGCAUCCAAGGCCACCUCUGAGAUUGGGAGCGAAUCAAAGGACAAGCAGCCGCUAGCAGCUCAAAAGCUGUCUCGAGAAGAGCGAGAAGAGAUCUACAAGGUGGUUCGACAACGAAUCUUUGGCAGCACCGAAGACACAACAUCCGUCGACGGCGAAACUGGCAUAUCCCGGACGAGCUCCGUUUCCGCCAAUAGGUCCUCUACCAGUAAAAAGGGAAAGACACCUAUCAAACAGCGACGGGACGAUGAUGCCGAUGGUUUCGACUCCAGACGCCAGUAUGCCCCUUACUGGGGCUCUCAGCAACAAACAUGGGUUUCUCAAGCGCCCAACCAGUAUAUGCCUCAGGCCAGCGCGCAGUUUACUCCUCAGCCUGCCCCGUCUUAUCCUGCUCAGGUGGCGCCCAUGUAUGGCCAGCAGCCCGGAUAUCCUGCUGUGCAAGGAAUGGCAUCGAAUGCAGCUCCGCAGUAUCAGGUUCCUGCCCAGUAUGCGCCGCAGCCCGUUCAGCAACGAUACCCUCCAAACGCAAGCCCAAUGACAGCGUAUGGCUCGCCGAUCCUACCCGGCGCCCUCCCUUCGCAAAACUGGCAACCCGGCUUCAGUCCGGCCCCUUACCCGCCCCGGGGCCCUACGCCCAGCGGCCCUCACUCACAGAAUGGCAUCCCCUACCCAUUCGGCCAACUGCCGGCCAACACCAACCCUCACGAUCCCAAGAGCCAGCACCCAAUUCCUGGAAGCUACAAUAGGAACCAUGCUUUCAAUCCAAAGACUCAAUCUUUUGUGCCGGGAUCGAACGGCAUGCCGCCGCCACCGAUGCAGCCUCCCCACCCGCCCUUUACGGCCCCGGGCUCUCACCACAGCAGCCCUCAGAUCGGGACUCCUCAUCUGGCGUACGGUGGCUAUCCACCGGCGAUGCCUCCUCAUCCGUACGCCGGUGGGUAUAACAUGGCUCGGCAGGGUUCAAACAGCUCCAUUGCCGCCUAUCACACUCCGCCAACCCUUGUCGCCCACCACGUCCAGCAGCUGCCGACGAUGCAAAGCCUGCAACACAUACCACCACCCCAGCAUCUAUCCCAGGGCCCGCAGGCACAUGCUCUGGGACGAGCAAACAUCCCUCAAGGACCGAACCAAAUGUUUAGUAGUAGUCACUUACCUACAUACGGCAAUCCCGCCUCACUGCCGCAGAAACCGGCCACUGGAAUUUAA